CUAAAGAAGAGCAUAAAGCCACCCGAGAUUCCUUCGAAACACGUAAGAAACUGGGUUCCCAAAGUCCUGGAGCAGAGAAGGCAAGGCCUGGAGCUCUACCUGCAGACUAUAAUUAUGGAAAAUGGAGUUCUCCCAAAGAUAUUCCUGGAUUUCCUGAAUAUCCGCCAUUUUCCGUCAGUGCCAAAAACAGAAAGCUGUGGGUCAUUUGACACUGAAUCAGAGGAAUCAAGCAAACUUUCACAUCAGCCAGUCUUGUUGUUUCUGAGAGACCCAUACCUGCUGCCGUCUGCUCACGAUGCAUUUUCAAACGUUGUAAUUGAAGGCGUGGUUCAUGGAGUUUUCUACCCAGAUCUUCAACCAAGGUAGAGCUGCAGAGCCGAAAUCUGAGGCCACGUCCCUGCAAACAGAUGCUUCAUAUUUACACAACAUUUUAGGUGUGCGAUGCAUCAGGAGGGACGUGGCAUGUUAAGAUACACUGAGCCUCAUUCUCAUUUUCCAAAGCAUAAAACAAAAACCCACCAAUUUCUUCUCUUCUUUCGAUAAGUAACUGGCAUCACAUUUAAAAGCACAUUUUUCCAUUGACAUGACACACGGUAACUUCUGUAC
Messenger RNA from Plectropomus leopardus (leopard coralgrouper), 606 nucleotides. NCBI's taxonomy places the organism in Eukaryota, Metazoa, Chordata, Actinopteri, Perciformes, Serranidae. The record is from RefSeq and is a predicted model, not a curated record.